Messenger RNA from Amoebophrya sp. A120, 2104 nucleotides. The record is from the annotation of a GenBank genome assembly. NCBI's taxonomy places the organism in Eukaryota, Dinophyceae, Syndiniales, Amoebophryaceae.
CCGAAAUCUCUGCUGAGAGUGAAGCUGUUCUUUGAGACCGAGCUCUUUUUGGAAGACUGGAGAGAAAGUCAUUGCACCAGUAUUGCACCAGUAGGGUGAGUAGAUCACGUGGAAGGUGAAUCGCUCCUUGAGGCCACACGUACAGGCGACGGACCUUAUUUUUAGCAGUUACGUUUUUUAAAGAUGCAGAUAAUUUCAUUUUUGUCUCUGCCUGGGUCCACCUCUACCUAGCUUUACCCCAAUUAAACGAAUAGAGAAUUCACGCGUCUAUGAGUAGCGAUUCCCGGUCCCGUUUUUUUACAUAGAGGUGGUUCUUGUUACUUAUAGCAAGCGCCAAGUACGACUACCCACGAGUAACCCCUCGCUACCAAGAAUGAAGUAAAAUUGAAAGUCAUCCGUUCCAAGAAGCAUUAUCGCACCGUCAAUCGGAGUGUUUUUAAGGACGAGCCCCUGCAACAAGCACCGAAAAAUACCGUGCCCGGCGCAUCAGAACAAUCGCGCAGAACGCAAGGCAGAACUGGGUGGAAAAGCGACUACACGGAGUUUAUUACUACCAGAAGACGCGACACAGUAUUUGUAUUUCCAAGAUAGCGCACUCGGGUAAGAAGUACUAAACACGCGACGAAAUCUAUCAUGGAGAAUCCAUUCGAACAGAAGGGCGGCGCCGACCCGUGGUUCCAAGGCGCGAACGCCGGGGCAACGCCGUCCUUUCCCUCACACCCCAUGGCCGCCGGGAGCAUGACCGCGCAGGCACAAAUGAUGGGAGUCACGGACGCACCAGGAGGUAGUUUUUGUCAUGCUGAUUCGAAUCAAUAUGCGCAUAAGUCUAGAAAGUUUAUUUGCAUGAUGAACUGACACUUGCCUGAGAAACAUAUCAAUUUUUGAUCCCAUUAGUUUCGCAUCACAAAUUAUCCAGGGGACGGCGAGCUGGACGUGGAAAACGAGCCGCCAAUUUUGGAGGAGCUUGGAAUCGACAUCGACGCAGUGUUUCAGAGAAUAAAGGUAAUUAUCAUGGCUUCUUUUGCGAUAGUACAAAUUUCCGCUCCUCCUCAGCUUGACUGUGUCAUGCAGCAUAUGGACGACCUGGACCUCGACCGCAGCCAGAAUCAGAAACAGAGUCAGUGUGUUGCAAACAUUUUUGUGGAAGAACUCCAUCAAACAUAUCUACAUCCAGGCCGUCGCGCUUCUCCGACCACUUCCGCAGUCUGUCGUGCUAGAAGGCGACUUAACCGGCCCGUUGCUUAUCCUCGGCGCUUUGAUGCUGGGAUUUUUAUUGCAGGGGAAAGUCCAGUUUGAGUUGCUCUACCUGCUCGCCUCCCUUUCCUCGUUCACUUCCUACCUGCUCAUAAACCUGAUGGCGCAGAAGGGGGGGAUUGACUUGUACUGCGUGAUAAGCAUGUUCGGGUACGGGCUGUUGCCAGUGGUAAUACUCAGCUUCAUCGCGGUGAUAAUAUCGCUGAAGAGCUACGCGGUGGUAGGCACUGUGUGCGCACUGAUAACGGUCUUCUGGUGCACGGCCACCAGCUCGAAAUUCGUGGAAUCCGCGAUGGACACGCAUUAUGGUAGUGUCAGGAUUGAAAUCGUCAAAGUUGAAAUAAUUUCUCAUGCAUAAAGUGCAAGGCAUGAAGCGCCUCUCUUGCAGGGAUGGCAAGUGAGGCCGACUGUCAGCCUGUUUCGGAUCUGCGAUAGAGCUGCUAAAGUAGCAUGACAAAAGACGCCUUCUUUCCCUAAACAGCAUGACAAAGUGGAUGUAGGCGAUGCCAAAAUUUGGCAUGCGCCGCUUGGAAAUUGGGCUUCCAACUGGUAUCGAUUUUAUGCAUCACAACUUUUUCAACUUUGUCAAUUUCAAUCCUGACAGUUCCAUACGCAUGAUCAGCAUUGGCUGAUCGCCUACCCAACGGGACUGCUGUACUCCCUGUUCGUCGUGGUAACGAUCUUUUAGUAGAUAGAAUUACAGUGAGGUUUUUUAUAGGGGAAGAAAGCAGUUCUUUCUGUAUCUUCCCAAACAAGAACUACAAGAAAGCGACAACAAAAAUAAAGAACACGGAGAAAUUUUUUUCCGUGAGCCGUUGAAAGCUGCGGGGAUUUCCACUUAAUACUGGUG